Molecule: messenger RNA, 1470 nt
Organism: Diplodia corticola
Lineage: Eukaryota; Fungi; Ascomycota; Dothideomycetes; Botryosphaeriales; Botryosphaeriaceae
Product: fha domain protein
Exons: 4
Coding region: 1-1470 (489 amino acids)
Molecular function (GO): protein binding
Source: RefSeq, a predicted model, not a curated record
AUGUCUGACCGCAAAGUGCUCGAAGUCAGGUUGGUCUCCCUCGGCGAUGGCGACGGCAUCCCCGAGCGACGAGUCCUGCUCGCUGCUGGUCAAGACGUGAUCGUUGGCCGUGCCUCCUCGAACCGUGGCGUUGCUGCGUCUGCAGACAACACCAAGAUUAGCAAUCCGGUCAUUUCCAAGGAGCAUGCUCUAUUCACUCUCGACCCCGCUGGAACAAACGUCCUUAUUAAAGACCUCAGGAGCAUGCAUGGUACUCGUGUAGACGAUCGAGAGCUAGCGCAGGGUGAGCAGCGUGCUAUCUUCUCCGGUACCACCCUGCAGUUUGGUUCGUCUGUGAUUCGCGGGAACGCAACUUUCAAGCCGGCUUGCUACGCCUUCCACGCGGAGCCUAUCAACCCCAUGAACGCCUCACCCAAUACCAUGUCCGCUCCUGGCGCAAUGCCCCAGUCGCAGGCGUACUCGGAUACGAAGAAAGGAUACGGUGAUGACUCGUCCCUUUACAGCGAUGAGUUUGACUGUGAUGAUGACGACGAGGACUCUGCGUCGGACCAUGACGCAGUCGAUGUGACUCUGAUCCCAGACACGUACUCUUCGGAGCAUGAGUCUGAAGUCUCGCACGACGACUCCCUUCAGAAUUCCAGCGAUGAGUCGAUGGAUGAGUUUGAAGAAUACGAUGGCGGAUCGACGGAGAACUGCUGUUCCACAGAUCCCCCAUGCCCCACCACCGAUGCCGCCGAGACCGGCUCCAUUUCUCCUAGCAAGGAUCAGUCUUUCUGUUCUUCUUAUCUAGGAGACAGUUCUGUGCUUGGCGAUCGCACUUCAUCCGUUCAGCCUGCUAGGCCUCCUACAUACCUCGAGUCAGAAUCUGCAGCCGGAGAGUGGCCAGAAUAUUCCGAUGCAGAUCAAUCUACAUUCUUCACGUCAGCCUCGGCUGCUUGGACUUCUGAGACCGCGGGGGACUUUGGUUUCAAUAUGGAAACAGACGAGCACAUGUCCGCCAAGAGGCUCAAGUCUCGCCCGUUCAGUAAUUCUAUCAACGAUCUCUGCGAACCCGCGCCAAGAAUCGAGGCCACUACCGGCGAAGUUGCUACAGCUACUGCUGUUCCCGAGGCUGCCAACGUCGGCACUGUUGCCGAUGCCUCUACCCACGACGACGCCUAUAACACCGAACGGGCAAUCGCGCUCGUGCAAAGUCUAGUUGACGAUGCGGCGGGCUCCACUGGGCUGGUCGAGGACAGCAAGGUCGAGAUGACCGGCACAAAGCGCUCUGCUGACCAGGCCGAACUUGAUCUCGAGCCUACUACUGAGCUCAUCACUGCUGUCAAGGCCGAACAAAUUGCCACACCGGAACAAAUGACGGGUCGCCGCAUGGCCAGCUUCACACGCCGUGCUCGCGACAUUGGCAUUGGUGCUGUGGUUGGCGGUGUCGCUAUGCUCACGGUAUUGGCUAAGAUGGGCGAUCCUGCGUAA